Molecule: messenger RNA, 1170 nt
Organism: Lepisosteus oculatus (spotted gar)
Lineage: Eukaryota; Metazoa; Chordata; Actinopteri; Semionotiformes; Lepisosteidae
Gene: mospd1
Product: motile sperm domain containing 1
Cellular component (GO): cytoplasm
Source: RefSeq, a predicted model, not a curated record
CCGCCUUGAACUGCAGCAGAUUGACAAAGAAAAGAGAAAAAAAGAAACAAGAGGAAACAACAGGGUGGGAUUUGCACAACAAUAAAAAUAUUUAUCAAGAGGGGGUGUCCGUGAUGGAGCUGGGGUGCUGAGGCCGAGCCCCGAGCGCAGCGAGCCCCGGAGUCCGGAGAGACGUCAGCGCGGCGGCGGGAGGGCGAGAGGCAGAGCCGGUGCCAAUGCAGCCGCCCAGAAGGCAGCCGGAGCUUGUGGAAGGAAGCCUUCCCGUGUUCGUGUUCCCCACCGAGCUGCUCUUCUACGCCGACGAGCAGGCCUCCCACAAACAGGUGCUCACCCUCUACAACCCCUACGAGUUUGCCUUAAAGUUCAAAGUGUUGUGUACGGCGCCCAGUAAGUAUGCUGUGGUGGACGCCAGCGGAGCCGUGAAGCCGCAGUGCUGUGUGGACAUUGUUAUCCGUCACCGGGACGUGCGCGCCUGCCACUAUGGCGUGAUCGACAAGUUCCGCCUUCAGGUAUCGGAGCAGAGCCAGCGCAAGGCCCUGGGGCGCAAGGAGGUGAUCGCCACGCUGCUGCCCUCGGCCCAGGAGCAGCAGCAGCAGCAGCGGCAGCAGGAGGAGGAGGAGCGCAGAGUAAAGGAGCAGCUAACUGAUAGCGUCUUCUUCGAGCAGGCUGCCUUCCAGCAAGAGAGCCGCAGCCCCUCGACCGGACCAAGCCUGCUGACCGUGCUGCUGGGCCUGGUGUGUGUGGCCGCCCUCAUGCUGCCUACGCUGGGAGAGAUCGAGUCAAUAGUGCCUGUCUACCUCCAUUUAAGUGUUAACAAGAAACUUGUAGCUGCUUACGUUUUAGGUCUUCUUACGAUGGUCAUUCUGCGGACAUGAAGUACGACGGUUGUGAGGAACACUCUGGGGAGACACAGCGAGGUGACAUCACUGUGCCUGAAGAGUGUGGAGGAGGAGGGCGGGGCGGGAAGACCCCCCCCCUCACAUGAAAUAAUGUUUUUACCUAUUUAAAUGACCAGGAGGGCUGGGCGGAGCUGAUGAAGGACAGAAUGAAGUGCAGUGCCUGACUGGAGUCCGGGGGGCAGGGUUUGGGGGGGGGCGGGUUAACUGGGUGGAGCCGUGGAGUUUUGUAUAGAAAUCUGGAAACAUUUUAUUAAAGUGUCAGUCAACUUUA